AGCCAACCGGAAUUCGUCCUUGAGUAGAAGCAGUUUAGGAGGCAGCUUUUGCAACGAGGUUGGAAACACCACUGUGAGUGUGAGCUCAACAGAAGUCUACUCUACAGUCAGACUCAUUCUAACCAUAGACAUUCUUACCAUAGACAGAUCUAGGGACUCCUAAGAACACAUCACCACCUGAGCCUUUAUGACUCCCCAAUGUUAUCUGGACAGAUAUAAUUUUCAUUUUCAGUAGUUAAAAGGGAUUUAUAUACACAAGUUAUCACCCCAAGGCUACAUUUGAAGAUCUUCGACUUCUUUUCACACAUCAAGAUGUUCCCUCCAGACGUGUGGAAUUCUACAGUCCUGAUGUGGUUCAAUGCGUCUGAGUUGAAUGCUUCUCUGGAGAAUCCAGAGGAGGGGGAGCACCCAUUCCUGACGGACGCCUGGCUGGUGCCUCUCUUCUUCGCUCUCAUCAUGCUGGUGGGGCUCAUCGGGAACUCUCUGGUAAUCUAUGUAAUCUCCAAACACAGGCAGAUGAGGACUGCCACCAACUUCUACAUAGCUAACUUGGCUGCCACAGACAUCAUCUUCCUGGUGUGUUGUGUCCCGUUCACAGCCACUCUCUACCCGCUCCCUGGAUGGGUAUUUGGGGACUUCAUGUGCAAAUUUGUUGCCUUUCUACAACAGGUGACUGUUCAAGCCACCUGCAUUACACUCACUGCUAUGAGUGGGGACCGCUGCUAUGUCACAGUCUACCCCCUGAAGUCCUUACGCCAUCGCACUACACGAGUUGCCAUGAUAGUUAGCAUCUGCAUAUGGAUCGGUUCCUUCAUUCUAUCCACCCCGAUUUUCAUGUACCAGAGGAUUGAGGAGGGCUACUGGUAUGGACCAAGACACUACUGCAUGGAGAGGUUUCCCUCAAAGACCCAGGAGAGGGCUUUCAUCCUGUACCAGUUCAUAGCUGCCUACCUGCUACCUGUCAUCACCAUCUCCUUCUGCUACACACUCAUGCUGAAGAGGGUGGGCCAGCCGUCAGUGGAACCAGUAGACAAUAAUUACCAGGUCCACCUGUUGUCUGAGAGGACCAUCACACUGAGGAGUAAGAUCUCCAAGAUGGUGGUGGUGAUUGUCCUCCUAUUCACCAUCUGCUGGGGGCCUAUACAGCUCUUCGCCCUGUUCCAGUCCUUCUACCCCAACUAUAGGGUCAACUACGCCACCUAUAAGAUCAAGACCUGGGCUAACUGCAUGUCCUACGCUAACUCCUCCAUCAACCCAAUCGUUUACGGCUUCAUGGGAGCCAGUUUCCGCAAGUCUUUCAAGAAGACUUUCCCCUUCCUGUUCAAACACAAAGUUAGAGACAGCAGUGUCAUGUCGCGCGUGGCUAACGCAGAAGUCAAGUUAGUUGCUGCAGAGGAAGGAAACAACGAUGGGAAAUGAAAUGAGACAUGGUCAGAGUGAGCUUCCGGGGGACAGAGCUGCUGGAGAUUCAGUUCACUGUGCACACAAACAAACAUACACAGGGUAGACUGCUGUGAAUGCACACUGCUCAACAUAGCCUGCUGUGAAAUCACACUGUUCUGAAGGCAAACACCUGGUGGAACCAGCAUUUUAAAAUGAUAUUUGAUGUUUGUGUUUGCAAUUCUACAAAAUCUGACUGAUCCUGCUCUGUUCUGAUAUCACAGACUUGAAAGGACAUUAAAGGUCCUGAACAGUCAUUCUGGUUCCCAUUUAAAAUAACAUCACCCAUAAUAUUUUUUCCUGAUAAAAAUGCCAUUUCUUUUCACUCAUGUCAAACUAGGAAGUCUGAAAAGACAUACUGAAUGGAGCUAGUAGGCUGAGUGGGCGGGGAACUCACCUUGAUUGACUAUUCUUUAAAAAAGUCUAGUAACAUGGAUGCAGUGACAUUAUCUCAAGCAUAUUUGCUGAUACACAAAACAACUCAAACAUCAUUGAAAUUGCAUGCAACUUCCAAUCCUGUCAUACAUCACAUCAUGGUGUCACACCUACUCCUGCUCCCUCCAGUGCUCCCUCCCUCCCUCCCUCCAGUGCUCCCUCCCUCCCUCCAGUGCUCGACGUCGCUGGUCUACUAACCACCGGUCCUGGCAACCCACAUUGCGCACGCCUGCUCUCCAUUAUUACACACACCUGCUCAUCAUUUGCUCCUUGAUUACUCCCCCUUUAUUUAGCCCUCCCUUGUCAUCAGUCAUUAGGUGGUAUUGUUCUCUCGCACGGUCAGUAUGUGGCUUAUGUUUGUGCUUGUUUAUAAUUUUAUUAUUAAACUCACCUGCUUCCUGGCUCCCGCUGUAUACGUUACACAUGGUUUCACAAAUUAUUUGUUUAUCCAACUGUUUGGUUAUUGUAACAGCAUCGAUAUAGACAAAUUGUUGGAUGAAUCAUUUAACUAGCAAGCCCAAAUGUAAUUGUCAGCACUGUUUAUCAAGCUAGCUAGCUAGUUCAUCUUGGACAUUUUCAGUUGAAACUGUACAGGUGUAACGGAUGUGAAAUGGCUAGCUAGUUAGCGGGUACGCGCUACUAGCGUUUCAAUCAGUUACGUCACUUGCUCUGAAACCUACAAGUAGUGUUGCCCCUUGCUCUGCAAGAGCCGCGACCUUUGUGGAGCGAUGGGUAACGAUGCUUCGUGGGCGACCGUUGUUGAUGUAUGCAGAGGGUCCCUGGUUCGCGCCCGUGUUGGGGCGAGGGGACGGUUUAAAGUUAUACUGUUACAGUGGUGCCGUGACCCGGAUCACUGGUUGCUGCGGAAAAGGAGGAGGUUGAAAGUGGGGUGAGUGUAACGGAUGUGAAAUGGUUAGCUAGUUAGCGGGUACGCGCUACUAGCGUUUCAAUCAGUUACGUCACUUGCUCUGAAACCUACAAGUAGUGUUGCCCCUUGCUCUGCAAGGGCCGCGGCCUUUGUGGAGUGAUGGGUAACGAUGCUUCGUGGGCGACCGUUGUUGAUGUGUGCAGAGGGUCCCUGGUUCGCGCCCGUGUCGGGGCGAGGGGACGGUUUAAAGUUAUACUGUUACACGGGGUGAGGUCUGGGUAACUUUCAUUAUAUAUACAGUCUGUGCAAACAUUUUGGGUAGGUGUGAGAAAAUGCUGUAAAGUAAGAAUGCUUAAAAAAAUAGACAUGUUAAUAGAUUAUAUUUAUCAAUUAACAAAAUGCAAAGUGAGUGAACAAAUCUAAAUCAAAUCCAUAUUUGGUGUGACUGCCCUUCGCCUUCAAAACAGCAUCAAUUCUUCUAGGUACACUUGCACAAAGUCAGGGAGUUUGUAGGCAUAUAGUCAGGUGUUUGAUUAAACAAUUAUACCAAACAGGUGCUAUAGAUCAAACAAUAUGUAGAUUGAAAUACAAUCAUUAACUGAAACAGAAACAGCUGUGUAGGAGGAAUAAAACUGGGUGAGGAACAGCCAAACUCGGCUCACAAGGUGAGGUUGCUGAAGACAGUUUACUGUCAAAAGUCAUACACCAUGGCAAGACUAAGCACAGCAACAAGACACGAGGUAGUUAUAUUGCAUCAGCAAGGUCUCUUCCAGGCAGAAAUGUCAAGGCAGACAGGGGUUUCCAGAUGUGCUCUCCAAGCUCUUUUGAAAAAGCACAAAGAAACGGGCAACGUUGAGGACCGUAGACACAGUGGUUGGCCAAAGCAUUCUUACUUUACAGCAUUUUUCACACCUGCCUAAACUUUUACACAGUACUGUGUGUGUGUAAAGUAUUCAGACCCUUGACCUUUUCCACAUUUUGUUACGUUACAGCCUUAUUUUAAAAUUGUUUAAAAAAUGUUUCCCCCUCACCAAUCUACACACAAUGCCACUCAAUGACAAAGCAAAAACAAGUUUUUGGACAAUUUAGCAAAAAAAAAGAUAUAUAUUAUUUGCAUACAGUAUUUAGACCCUUUGCUAUGACACUCAAAAUUGAGCUCAGGUGCAUUCUGUUUCCAUUGAUCAUCCUUGAGAUGUUUCUACAACUUGAUUAGAGUCCACCUCCGGUAAAUGCAAUUGAUUGGGCAUUAUUUGUGAAGACACACACCUGUCUAUAAGUUUCCACAGUUGACAGUGCAUGUCAGAGCAAAAACCAAACCUCGAGGUCGAAGGAAUUGUCUGUAGAGCUCCGAGACCGGAUUGUGUAGAGGCACAGAUCUCGGUAAGGGUACCAAAAAAUGUCUGCAUCAUUGAAGGUCCCCAAGAACACAGUGGCCUCCAUCAUUCUUAAAUGGAAGAAGUUUGCAACCGCCAAGACUCUUCCUAGAGUUGUAGUUGGUGCAUGUGACAAAUAAAACUAAUUCUAGGAAGAGUCUUGGUGGUUCCAAACUUCUUCCAUUUAAGAAUGAUGGCGGCCACUGUGUUCUUAGGGACCUUCAAUGAUGCAGACAUCUCUGGUUUGAUUUAAAACAAGAUUUAACUCUUUGGCCUGAAUGCCAAGCAUGACAUCUGGAGGAAACCUGGCACCAUCCCUAUGGUGAAGUAUGGUGGUGGCAGCAUCAUGCUGUGGGGAUGUUUUCCAACAGCAGGGACUGGGAGACCAGUCAGGAUUGAGGGAAAGAUGAAUGGAGCAAAGUACAGCGAGAUCCUUGAUGAAAACCUGCUCAGGACCUCAGACUGGGGCGAAGGUUCACCUUCCAACAGCAUAACGACCUGCACACCAAGACAAUGCAGGAGUGGCUUCGGCACAAGUCUCUAAAAUGUCCUUGAGUGGCCCAGCCAGAGCCCGGACUUCUAUGGAGAGACCUGAAAAUAGCUGUGCAGCGACACUCCCCAUCCAACCUGCCAGAGCUUGAGAGGAUGUAUAGAGAAGAAUGGGAGAAACUCCCAAAUACAGGUGUGCCAAGCUUGUAGCUUCAUACCCAAGAAGACUCAAGUCUGUAAUCGCUGCCAAAGGUGCUUCAACAAAGUACUGAGUAAAGGGUCUGAAUACUUAUGUAAAUGUAAAUUAUUAUUUAUUUUUUUAAUACAUUUGCUAAAAUUUCUUAACUUGUUAUUGCUUUGUCAUUAUGGGGUAUUGUGUGUAGAUUGAUAAGGGAAAAAAAAUAUUUAAUCCAUUUUAGAAUAAGAUAACAAAAUGUGGAAAAGGUCAAGGGAUAUGAAUACUUUCUGAAUGCAGUGUGUGUGUGUGUGUGUGUGUGUGUGUGUGUGUGUGUGUGUGUAAUAUCUGUCAGACAAUGUUUAUAUAUCAUGACUAACAAUGAUGUCAAGUUUAUAUGAAUUUUCUGUUUGGCAUGUCUCUUGAUGUAAUGACAUGACAACUGCAUCUGCGUUUUGGGCAACCCUUUCCAUGCUUUUGUUUCAUGCUGGCUAAAGACCUAGGUAGCCAGUUACUAGCUAACACUUAAUCUGGGUUACCCAGAAAUGAAAUUCUCACAAAAAUAUUCUCACAGUUUACACACAAAAGCUGUCCAUGAAAGAUUAGUUUACACUAGAAACACAUGAAAGCGUAAAACUCUAAAUAUCUUUGCCUUAGAUUAUAUUUGCUGUAACGCUAGUCAAACUUUGGCACCAGUAGACUAGCUACAUAGCCAUGUAAAGCUCGCCCCUCUGUGAUGUUAAAAUCACAUUUUAUUUGUCACAUGCACCGAAUACAACAGGUGUAGACAUUACCGUGAAAUGCUUACUUACAAGCCCUUAACCAACAAUGCAGUUCAAGAAAGAGAGUUAAGAAACUAUUUACUAAAUAAACUAAAGUAAAAUAAAGUAACACAAGAAAAUGACAUAACAAUAAUGAGGCUAUAUACAGGGGGUCAAUGUUUGGGGGUACAGGUUAGUCGAGGUCAUUUGUAAAGUGAUUGCAUAGUUAAUAAACAGCGAGUAGCAGCAGUGUAAAAACAAAGCGGGGUCAAUGUUAAUAGUUCUGGUGGCCAUUUGAUUAAUUGUUCAGCAGUCUUAUGGCUUGGGGUUAGAAGCUGUUAAGGAGCCUUUUGGUCCUAGACUUAGUGCUCCAGUACAUCUUGCCGUGCGGUAGCAGAGAGAACAGUCUAUGACUUGAGUGACUGGAGUCUUUGACAAUUUAUUGGUUACAAGUCGGUACUUAUUUAAAUGAGAGAAUAACACAUUACCAUUGGUGUAUUAAAAUUAGUUUUUUUGUGAUGUCACAAAAAUACCUUAAUAAUCCCACCUCCAGAAUCCAAGUGUCUGACAUGGGGGACGGGACCAGUAACUUUAUGAUCAAACUUUAGCAACGUAGAAGCAACAAUAUUUUUUCAUACUUUGGUAGUCCUACUUUGAUCUGGUUUCAUCCAAAUAUCAUUACAUUUUUUUAGUUAAAAAAAGGUGUCCACGUAGGCAGAAUAAUCACAAUGAUAUGAAAAUAAUACAAUUACACACAAAAAAGUUAUUGGAAGUCACAUACAUAAUGGGAAACCUAUUAGACACUAUGGUUAAACUGUAUGAGGAGUCCAAGGUGACAUCAAAAUGGGGUUGAGGCCAUUUUGUUAUAAGAAGUACACAUUAUGUUAACAAGUCUUUAUUAUUAACCCAUCUCAAAGCUGUGAAAGGAUUGCACCCGAUUUACACAUUUUUUCAAUGAGAGAUUUAUGAUGGUAGCUAGGAAUUCCACAUGAAUGGCACAAUGAGAUGGUCAGAAGGUACAUUUCAGGCCAAUUGAAUGGGUGUAUGUGAUGUGUCAGAGCCUGCGAAAUUAGGGGCAUAGUCAAUGAGGCGUGGUGAGUGUUUACUUUACUAUUAUGUUCCAGACUGGCACUUCCCUUUACACACUGUGCACAGGUAGCAGGAGCCAGGCCAUAUCACACCUUCACUGGCCAACCCUUACAUUCCCACAGCAUUACUUUGUGACUUAUUAGUCACCGAUCGUUUCCUUUUCCUCUGACCGCAACGUGGCUUUGUUUGAAUUGCGGCUCGAAACAUUGUACUUUUCUGGCACCAUUUUGGCAUUGAGUUGAAAAGUGAAGUUGAAAAGGGAAUAAGGGAUUUAGAAAGGAGUGAAGACAAACAUAACUAAGGUCCUUGGAAACUAGGGAAAACUGAACAGAUUGAGAUUGAAUUUUGUACAUAGAUUUUUAUAUUUUUAUUACUGCAUAUACACUUGAAUGCAGUUUAGUCCCUGUGAAAAUACGUAUUGUCUUUAGGCAUUUCAGAUGUCUGUACAUUUUCUUUUGGUUAUCACGCCACUUGUGUUUUAAAAAAGCCUUUCUUGUAGACUUGCCUUACAGUAUUUGCAGUAUUUAUUACACAGGUAUAUUGAUCUUACCCUAAGGUCUAUGACUCAUGUAAUGUUCACUGUCUUGCUAAUGCCUGUAGGCCUCAGGGUUUGGUUCAAUUUGGAAUUGAAUUGAGAAUGCCUCAAAUUCCAAUUAUAUUCUUGAAUUUGAAUUGAACUAGUAAACAGGAUCCAAAAUAGCAAUUAAAAAUUGAAAUAACGACAUUUAGGGAAUUUAAAUUCCUAUAUUAGGUAGUCUAUUCAAAUAUACAUAUUGUCCAUGAAACAUCAAACAUAUUGUUAUACACAUGCAUAUAAAAUACUGUUGAAACAAUUGAUUUUUCAGGACAAACUCUUAAAAUUUGUGAUCAAGGAAAACAAAACCUGUAUGCAAAUAUUCUGUUAUUACAUUUCAUUAAUCACUUAGAAAAAAGUUGACUUGGAGCCCUUAAAAAAUAAGCCAAACAAAUGAAAUGGUUGGUGGAAAUAUAAUUGGCUAUUUUAAGCACUAAGGUUAAAAUAGUAUUUGAACAUUGUUUCCAGAGAAAAAUGAUACAUUCAUGGUAUCUGGAAGUGUGACCUGUCAGAUACAACGAAACUCACGUUCUUUGACUGAGAGGUAUUUCUUUGAAUUGCACAGAAUUAAAUUCUACUUCCUGUGGGGUGUGGCCAUUUCAAUUCGAAUUUCAACUCAUGAGUUGAAGUCAAUUCCAAAAUUCUGAAUUGAGGCCAACAAUGAUGUGUACAGUACUGUGGAUUAAAAUUCUGUUUUUGAUUAUAUAUGUAUUUCACCUUUUUUCGGUGUAACCAGAAAUGUGAAAAGCACUUAUCGUUGCCCUUGUUACUAACAUUACAGUAUGCUAAUUUGUCCAGCAAAUGCAAACAUACAGAAGAUAAUGUACUGUAGCUUUAACACUGCUACUUGUUCAUUCGUUGCCCUGUCUUGCAACUUUACGUACACUCUGUACAUAAUACAAUUAUUAAAUUGUAUGUGUGAUUUCUGUGUUAUUUGACUUAAUGCAUUAAAGAGGACCAAUGAAAGCUUUCCUGGGGGCUUUUAUAACCUACCCAUUA
Messenger RNA from Salvelinus fontinalis (brook trout), 8203 nucleotides. RefSeq names its product G-protein coupled receptor 54. The record is from RefSeq and is a predicted model, not a curated record. Gene Ontology annotation, molecular function: G protein-coupled peptide receptor activity. Gene Ontology annotation, cellular component: membrane. The transcript has 5 exons. Lineage: Eukaryota; Metazoa; Chordata; Actinopteri; Salmoniformes; Salmonidae. Bases 313 to 1419 code for a protein of 368 amino acids. Gene Ontology annotation, biological process: neuropeptide signaling pathway.